This is a messenger RNA of Notothenia coriiceps (black rockcod), 648 nucleotides long. RefSeq names its product midasin-like. The annotation marks the transcript as partial. Gene Ontology annotation, cellular component: preribosome, large subunit precursor; nucleus. The transcript has 5 exons. The record is from RefSeq and is a predicted model, not a curated record. Gene Ontology annotation, biological process: ribosomal large subunit export from nucleus; ribosomal large subunit assembly. Lineage: Eukaryota; Metazoa; Chordata; Actinopteri; Perciformes; Nototheniidae. Gene Ontology annotation, molecular function: ATP binding; ATP hydrolysis activity.
GGACCUGCUGAAGUGGUGUGAGCGGAUCAGUGUUAACUUCGACAGCACCUCUUCAGCCACAGCACAGAACGUCUUCCAGGAGGCUCUGGACUGCUUCACUGCCAUGCUGUCCCGUCCUGAAGGCCGCCUGCGAAUGGCCGAGAUCAUUGGAAGCAAGCUGAACAUUUCCAAAGAGAAGGCCCAGCACUUCUGCCAGAUGUACCAGCCGGGCAUCUCUGUGAGCGAGGUGGGGGUGUCAGUGGGGAGAGUGACUCUGUGUCGGAAGCAGACGGAGGCGGUGCAGCUCAGUGUGGACAGCCAGACGUUUGCUGCCACGCGGCCCUCUGCUGUGCUGCUGGAGCAGUUAGCAGUGUGUGUGUCUAAAGGGGAGCCGGUGCUGCUGGUGGGGGAGACGGGGACAGGGAAGACCUCCACUGUGCAGCACCUGACCAGAGUCACAGGACACAGGCUGCGGGUGGUGAACAUGAACCAGCAAAGUGACACCGCUGACCUGCUCGGAGGGUGAGUCAAAAGCACAUUUUACAUUUACAUCCCAACAUUUCAUUAUUUGAAUAGCUGCUACAAAUGUUUAAGCCAUUAUUGUGUACUUAUUUGUCUUUAUUUGUAGUACUUGUGUGUGCUUUUCUUCUUUUUUUUAAUACUUUUUUG